GAUAGCACCAUCAGUACCAACGACGGCAGCACCAAGUUCAAGAGACAAGGUUCUGUCAGCGUGUGUGUGUGUGUGUGUCUGUAAAUCGAGAUUUUUCUUUUUUACGGAGAAAUUUUUGUUGUUACAAAGGUUCUGGUGGUCAUUCUAGAUAUGUCAAAAUCGGCGGCAGUGUGCGUCAGAGACGUGGUGAAAAGCUACAGAGACAAACGGAUCCUGGACGGUCUCUCCAUGACUGUGGAACGUGGAACCAUUUAUGGACUAUUGGGAGCCUCUGGAUGUGGUAAAACCACCCUCCUAAGUUGCAUAGUGGGCAGGAAAAGUUACCACUCGGGGGAGAUUUGGGUGUUGGGAGGUACCCCGGGCGAAAAAGGCAGUGGAGUGCCGGGGCCUAGGGUGGGAUACAUGCCCCAGGAUAUCGCUUUGGUAGGCGAGUUCACCGUUAAAGACGCCGUCUUUUAUUUCGGGAGAAUCCUCAAUAUGGAGGACAAGCUGAUCCUGGAGAGGUUCAAAAAGUUGAGCGUACUCCUAGAGCUUCCUCCAGAGGACAGGUAUUUAAAGAACUGCAGCGGGGGGCAACAACGUAGAGUAUCCUUUGCCGCAGCAAUGGUGCAUAUGCCCGAGCUCCUAAUCCUGGACGAGCCCACUGUGGGGGUGGAUCCAGUGCUUAGAGACAGAAUCUGGAACUAUUUGGUCGAAAUCGUCCAGACUGAAAAAACCGCGGUGAUAAUCACCACCCAUUACAUCGAGGAGGCCAAACAGGCGGACAAAAUUGGAUUGAUGCGUGGUGGAAAACUGCUCGCCGAAGAAUCUCCUGCCAGGCUCCUCCAAUUAUUCCAAGUGGAAUCGUUGGAGGAGGCCUUUUUGAUCCUGAGCCGUAAUCAAGAGGAGGGCAGGAUUAAUAGCGCUCUAGAGGGUGCCAAUCGUUCCAACGGAACCACGUUGGAAUCGGCUUCUUCUACUACUUCUGUAGCGAAUUCGGAUGUGGUGACGUAUGGCUCCAAGGACGAACUCACCAAGGAAAAGAAAAAAACCAAAAUAAAAAAGGACAAGACCAGCAUAGAGCCCCACCGGAUACGAGCCUUAUUGGACAAAAACUGGAAACAGUUUUAUCGAAACAUCACCGGUAUAGUUUUCCUGAUAACAUUCCCACUGCUCCAAACUCUCUGCUUCCUAAACGGGGUGGGGGGUGACGUCAAGGGUCUAAAACUCGGAAUCGUCAAUGACGAAACGAUGACGACCCGCUGUCCCGACUUUAACGUGAACGGCACCACCCAAAUCCACGACUUCAGUGAUUGUUACUUUAGUAACAUGAGCUGUCGAUUCUUGGAGUAUCUGGAACAUCCGAUGAUCCAUAAGGUGAAGUUCGAUGGUUUAGAUGAAGCUACUCAGGCCAUCAAGCACGGAGAGAUACUGGGGGUGUUGUAUAUGGCCAAGAACUUCACGAAAUCAUACGAAAACAGGGUGGAAAAGGGCAAAGACGCAGAGAACUACAUGGCGAACUUCGGCGAGAUCAAGGCCUAUUUGGACAUGUCCAAUCGGCAAACCGGUGCUACCUUAAAGUACAAACUGUACGAACUGUUUUACGAUUUUCAAGAGGCGGUUUUUAGGGAGUGCGGUUGGCCCGAACGUUUGGGUAAUUUACCUUUGAGGCAAAACUUCAUUUACGGCAACGAGGACGAAUCUUAUACGGUGUACAUGAUACCCGGCACCCUAGUGACGAUGUUAUUCUUUAUGGGUUCGAUGAUGACGUCACAAAUUAUCAUCACCGACAGAAAGGAGGGGGUGUGGGACCGUUCGAUUGUCGCGGGAGUGACGUCACUGGAGAUCACCCUCACGCAUUUUAUUUUGCAAGCGUUAAUUAUGGUGGUGCAGUCCGCUGAGGUGCUCGUCAUGGUGUUCUGGUGUUACCAGUACAGUUUCGUCGGGAAUUUCGGGGUUAUCACGUUCUUGACUUAUUUGAGUGGGAUUUGCGGGAUGGCUUAUGGCUUUUGGGUGUCUGUGAUAUGCGAGGAUCAUUCUCAAGCGAACAUUUCGGUUUCCGGUGGGUUCUUACCUAUGAUGCUUCUUUGCGGGUUGAUUUGGCCUACAGAGGCGAUGCCCUUAGGCCUACGGAUAUUCGCCAAAUGUCUUCCCUUCACUUUGGCCAUCGAGUCUUUAAGGAACGUCAUUAAAAAAGGAUGGCCAGUGUGGGAUCCACAGGUUUUACAUGGGAUGGGCGUACUUGUGAUCUGGAUCUUUAUGUUGGGACUCAUCAGCGUCUGGCUAAUGAAACUUAAACGAUAGAAUAAAUAGUUUUUUAAUUUUUAUUUAAAUAUAUUUUAAUAUUUUCACA
Molecule: messenger RNA, 2332 nt
Organism: Anthonomus grandis grandis
Lineage: Eukaryota; Metazoa; Arthropoda; Insecta; Coleoptera; Curculionidae
Product: ABC transporter G family member 23-like
Exons: 13
Coding region: 151-2283 (710 amino acids)
Cellular component (GO): membrane
Molecular function (GO): ABC-type transporter activity; ATP hydrolysis activity; ATP binding
Source: RefSeq, a predicted model, not a curated record